AUGCAUUCGAAUAAAAGUUUUGUGAAUGUAACGAAAAAUGGUAAUACGAAUGUUUCGAUUAGUAGUGCUCGGCCAUCAUCGCCUCGUCAAUUUUUCGAACGACUUUAUGGGCAUUUAGAAAGUAGCGAUACAAAUUCGAAAGCAGUUUGCUCACCAGCUCAAAGUGAACUCAGCUCAUCACCAGAUAUUUUAGAUGAUCGAAAAAGUGCAUACAAUCUAACCGCUGAUCAUGUGAUGGGCUAUCAAUCGUCCUAUCAAAAUAUAUCGUGCUUACCAUCGGGAUUUAGCGGAUUUAGAUUACCACAAGAGUCACCAUUAUCCGCUGGACUUACCGCAUUUUUAGCUCGACGAAGGCGAAAAGAAGGACGACCGAGACGGCAACGAACGACAUUCAGCAGUGAACAAACGAUUCGCUUAGAAGUUGAAUUUCAUCGCAAUGAGUAUAUAUCACGUGGACGUCGUUUUGAAUUAGCCGAACGUUUACAAUUGACUGAAACGCAAAUUAAAAUUUGGUUUCAAAAUCGUCGUGCCAAAGAUAAACGGAUUGAAAAGGCUCAUAUCGAUCAACAAUACAGGCAUUUUGCGGUUGCAAAUGGUUUUAUGACAUCGAUAUCUUAUCCACAAAUGGUGCAAGGAUUACAACUACAAUCGAAUGAAGUCGCGUCAUUACACGAUCAAACACAUAUGAGCCCAUUGAGAAGCACAUCGAAUCGCUCGACUGCAUCAUCACUUUCGCAAUUCUAUCAUGAAAUCAAUAAACAAACCAUUACAACAACGGACACAAAUCCCGCCCAUAAUCAAUUCAAUCAAAACGUUGACAACCUAUCCAUUCGAUCACUAUCGAAUCCAAUUGAAAUUAUUUAAUUUAGACGCUCCAAAAAUAUGUUAUAAAUUAUAUCCAAUUAAAAUGAUUAUACGAAUUUCUUUUGAUGAACAUUUCAACAAAAUUUUAAAUACUCAUUAUUGCUGAUUUUAUUGUGCAUUUAUUUAGGAAACCAGAAAUAAUCAAAGACAUGCAGAUAUCUACACUAGUACAAGUCAAAAAGAACACUUUUUUUACAAAUAGGGCAUAAAGUAAGGAGAAGUUGAUCAAAAUACUUCGAAUACAUCAAAUUAUCAGGGCGGCUCCAAAAUAUUUUUGUAAAAAAAACCUA
Molecule: messenger RNA, 1154 nt
Organism: Contarinia nasturtii (swede midge)
Lineage: Eukaryota; Metazoa; Arthropoda; Insecta; Diptera; Cecidomyiidae
Product: homeobox protein rough-like
Exons: 4
Coding region: 1-864 (287 amino acids)
Biological process (GO): regulation of DNA-templated transcription
Molecular function (GO): DNA-binding transcription factor activity, RNA polymerase II-specific; DNA binding
Source: RefSeq, a predicted model, not a curated record